AUGGACAGGCCACCAGCGUCUUCUAGACAACCCAUCAGGACAGUGGGAGGAGAUGAGAUAAGAGAUAUCUUUGGAAGAGAGACACCAAGAAGGCAUUGUAGCUUGAAGUUAGCUCUUAAAUAUCAUCAAAUCUUUAUUAUUAUGCGGGGAAGCGGAUCUUCCAACCUAGGAACGGCUGGAGACGUCUGGUACUA
Messenger RNA from Paraglomus occultum, 194 nucleotides. NCBI's taxonomy places the organism in Eukaryota, Fungi, Glomeromycota, Glomeromycetes, Paraglomerales, Paraglomeraceae. The record is from the annotation of a GenBank genome assembly.